This is a messenger RNA of Carcharodon carcharias (great white shark), 2950 nucleotides long. RefSeq names its product ATG7 autophagy related 7 homolog (S. cerevisiae) (gene atg7). Gene Ontology annotation, biological process: C-terminal protein lipidation; protein modification by small protein conjugation; autophagy of mitochondrion. Bases 53 to 2122 code for a protein of 689 amino acids. Lineage: Eukaryota; Metazoa; Chordata; Chondrichthyes; Lamniformes; Lamnidae. The transcript is spliced from 19 exons. Gene Ontology annotation, molecular function: Atg12 activating enzyme activity; Atg8 activating enzyme activity. Gene Ontology annotation, cellular component: phagophore assembly site; cytoplasm. The record is from RefSeq and is a predicted model, not a curated record.
ACGCACUGUGUGCGCGCCCGGCGGCCAUCGGCUCAAUGCGGAAGUGGCCGGGAUGGAGAGCGCUGUUUUGGCGAGGCUAGCGCUGCAGUUUGCUCCCUUCAGCAGCGCUUUGGAUGCAGGCUUCUGGCACGAGCUCACCCAGAAGAAGCUGAAUGAUUACAGACUGGACGAGAGUCCCCGGAACAUAAGGGGCUCUUACUAUAACGGUGAUCCUGCUGGACUGCCAACUCGACUAACUUUGGAGUUCAGUGCAUUUGAUGUGAAUGCUGUGACCCCACCUCGGUGUUGCCCUGCUUUCGGCACUCUGUAUAAUACCAAUACAUUACAGUCAUUUAAAUCCACUGAUAAGAAGGCUUUGCUGGAACAACUGGGAAAGGAGAUUUGGGACACUAUAAGAUCCGGCAGAGCAAUUGAGGAUCCUUCUUUGUUGAACACUUUUCUUUUGCUGACUUUUGCAGAUUUAAAGAAAUAUCAUUUCUACUACUGGUUUGCUUUUCCAGCAUUGUGCUUCACUGAAGGGAUACCCAUAGUUCAGCAACCAGUCAGCUUGGCAGAAAAAUUCUCCACAUGUCAGAUCCAUACAUUACAAGAUGCUUACAAUGAACUUUGCCAAAAGGAGGAAGUUACAGCCGUUCCUUAUUUUCUGGUCAAGUACAGGGAAGAUUCUGUUUCGUUGGCAUCUUUGAGGAACUGGAAUGAAUUUUUCAAAGGCCAGACCAAGGUCACGGUUGGUGUCUAUGAUCCUUGUACAUUAACCCAGUAUCCAGGGUGGCCUCUGCGAAACUUCCUGAUCCUGAUAGCCUACAACUGGGGCAGCUUUCUGGACACACUCGAAGUUCUCUGCUUCAGAGACCGAACUAUGCAAGGGGUCAGGGACACCCAGCACAGCAUCAUCUUUGAAGUAAAACUUCCACAAAUAGCAUCAGUUACAGAUUGUCCAAAGUGUGUCGGUUGGGAGAAAAACCAGAAAGGAAGCUUGGGUCCAAGGAUGGUCAAUCUCAGUGAAUGUAUGGAUCCAAAGAGACUGGCUGAGUCAUCGGUUGAUCUCAAUCUUAAAUUAAUGCGUUGGCGUCUGGUACCAACCCUUGGCUUGGAGAAUGUUGUGACCACUCGGUGCUUGCUGCUUGGAGCUGGGACUCUGGGCUGCAAUGUAGCACGGACCCUAAUGGGCUGGGGAGUAAGGCAGAUCACCUUUGUAGACAAUGCAAAGGUGUCCUAUUCUAACCCUGUGCGUCAGUCAUUAUAUGAGUUUGAAGAUUGUCUCGAUGGUGGGAAACCUAAAGCAUUAGCUGCUGUGGAGAAACUCCAAAAAAUCUUCCCAGGCGUGAAAGUGGAAGGAUUUAACCUAAGCAUACCAAUGCCAGGUCACCCGGUGAAUUUUUCUGCAGUGACAAUGCAACAGGCUCGGAAAGACGUUGAACAACUGGAGAAGCUCAUUUGCUCACAUGAUGUGAUCUUCUUGCUGAUGGACACUCGUGAGAGUCGCUGGCUUCCCACAGUCAUUGCAGCCAGUCAGCGAAAGUUAGUUAUUAAUGCCGCUUUGGGCUUUGAUACCUUUGUCGUGAUGAGACAUGGCCUGAAAAAGCCGAAACAGGAGUCUGGAGAACCAGCUACAGUUGCUGCCACCAUCAAUCCCACUUUGGCAGGCUGUUCGCUCUUCUCAAACAUUCCUGGCCACAAACUGGGCUGCUACUUCUGUAAUGAUGUUGUAGCACCUGGAGAUUCAACCAGAGACCGCACUCUAGACCAGCAGUGCACUGUAAGUCGCCCUGGUUUGGCCAUGAUAGCUGGAGCGCUUGCUGUCGAGUUGAUGGUUUCCAUACUGCAACAUGCUGAGGGUGGAUAUGCAGUAGCCAGCAGCAGUGAUGACCGGCUAAAUGAGCCUCCGACAUCUCUUGGACUUGUCCCUCAUCAGAUCCGUGGCUUUUUGUCGAGGUUUGACAAUGUCCUUCCAGCAAGUUUAGCAUUUGACAAGUGCACAGCAUGCUCACCAGUGGUCCUUGAUCACUUUGAAAAAGAUGGUUUUCAGUUCCUAGCUAAUGUAUUCAACUCCUCUCAUUCUUUCCUGGAAGAUCUUACUGGACUGACUCUUCUGCAUCAAGAGACACAGGCUGCUGAGUAACUCAUCAAGGUGGCUUUUCAUCAUAACUAUAUGGGAUAUGAGUGAUGAUGAAAGCUUCUGAAAAACAGUCUUUGUAACCCAAAAGGAAGAUGUUUGACACUCGUUGGUGAAUUGAAGAACUAAUCCAAGAGCUCCUUCCAGCACGUUUUAUAAUCCUGAAGUGCAUUAACAGCCAUCCUGGUGUAGGUCAAGGAUUCUUUGUGAUUUUCAUUAUAGUAUUCAGCUUAUUUAAGAAGCAUUUUGUCUUUAAGAAAUAAAUAUAUCCUAAUGCAUUUUUGGAAUUGUAAACGUGCAAAUGGCAUGGUUAUUUCAUCCAGAUCACAACUCUGGAGAUUAUCAUCAAAAUAUCAGCGAUCAUUGCAAUAAUCCUAAACUUUCUGAACUGAAUGCUAUAUAUAUUUGAGUUCUGUUUGUUUAUUUACAGACAGCAUGGCUGAGGAUAUUUCAUUUAACCCACACAGCUCAAACAUGAACUCUUUGUUGAAGUUGUUUUAGCUCUUUAAAAAAAAACUUAUACAGUUCCAGUAUCUCCAAUCAAUUUUGACUCAAUUUGUUCCCAAAGCAAAAGUGUUUUGUUUAAUCAGGUUCGGUGCAAACCAGUGGUUUACAUGGUCAUGAAUUUUAAUUAAAUAUGAAGUUUAUCGUUUGAACUACUGACUUUGCUUCCAUUUAAAUGUUUUUUUUAUACUGAAUUGAAGUCUGUUUCCUGUCCUACAAUUCUUUAUGCCUGAAGCAGCUGUAUUGUGUACAUACUGGUGUAAUCUGCAUGCAACACUUGCUGUCUUUUACACUAAUUAAAAAUGACAUAUUAAUGUUCACACUAUUAAA